GAGUAUAAAUUGAAUUGAAUGGAAGACAUGGAAGAAUAAAAUCGAUAUUUCAGUGUUCAAUAACUACGAGCGUGUGGGAUGUGCUCCAGGCGCCCAUUCAUAAAGUCCGUCUCUAACCGACCGCCGCCGCCGUCCGGCGCUGAUACCGCUCCUCCUCCGCCAUCCCGCCAACAAAAUUACAACUUCCAAAUCAACCUCCCCUACCGGCAGCCGGACCCGGAUGAAGCACGCCGCCGCCGCUCAAAAAUCGCAGAACUCGUUUUUUGCUGCGCCGUAUGGGCGUUUACCAUCGCCUUACUGGCGCUCUGCUAUCGCCGUUCCCCCGAUUUCCGCGCCGAUUCGCUCUCCGUUUCCGAUUUCAACAUCUCGAGUAAUAACCUCGUCGCCGGGAAUUGGGACCUCCGAUUCACAGUCCGGAACCCUAACGGCAGGAAGACAGUCAUCAACUACGAGCACAUCCGCGCCGAAAUCUUCUACGGUAAGGUGCCGCUCGCGGAGACCGUCUUGAAGCCGUUCUCUCAGGAACCGAAGAACGAGACUUCCUUGGAGGCGAGAUUCGUCGCCAAUGGAACCUUCGUCGACGACUGGAUCGUGGAAAGGUUGAACGAGGACAUGGAAUUCAAUGUCAGAUUUUAUGCAUCGGUUUCCUUGAAGGCCGGAUGGCGGAGGUCGGAAGAACAGGACUUUACGGUGUACUGUAGGAACUUGAAGGUUACGGUUGAUGACGGCGGCGGCGGCGGCCAUGGCUCCUCUGAUUCUGGAGGGCCAAAACGGUGCCGCAUUCCGUAUCCCUGGCUCUUCCUCUGAGAGGUUAUUUUCGUCCAAAUUUGCAGGCCUUUGGGAAUUUGUAAUACCAGUAUAUACUAAAGUGGAGGAAAUGAAGUGAACAUAAAAUAAUGAGUAUUAAAGAAUUUGCCUAUUUAAAAAAAUAGCUAUUCCCACG
Cuscuta campestris is the source of this 943-nucleotide messenger RNA. The record is from the annotation of a GenBank genome assembly. Lineage: Eukaryota; Viridiplantae; Streptophyta; Magnoliopsida; Solanales; Convolvulaceae.